AUGAGCAAGUCGCACUUUCAAGUGAUAAUCGUAGGAGGAUCAAUCGGCGGCUUGACAUUGGCUCAUUGCCUGCGAAUCGCUGGUAUCGAUCAUAUUGUCCUCGAGAAAUCGAGUAGCCCAGCACCCCAGAUUGGGGCUUCUAUAGGUAUUUUACCGAAUGGAGCUCGCAUAUUGGACCAGCUCCAACUAUGGUCUGAGGUUGAGGAUUGCAUCGAGCCUCUACACACGGCAACCAUUGGCCUUCCCGACGGAUUCAGCUUCAGUAGCUCCUAUCCCCAAAUCAUAAAUAAAAGGUUUGGGUUUCCCAUUGCCUUCUUGGACCGUCAAAAGCUCUUGGAAAUUAUCUAUCAGAGAUAUCCAGAUCCUAGUAAGAUCCGUUUGAAAGAGAGGGUGACCGCUAUCAAAAUUUCCGAUUCUGGUGCUACAGUGACUACGGCCAAUGGCUCCGUCUAUCGAGGGGCCCUCGUUGUCGGUGCAGACGGUGUCCAUAGCAUAGUCCGCCAGGAAAUUUGGAGAGCGAGCGAGAAACUCAGCUCAGGCUUGACAGCGGAGUUUCGUUGUAUCUUCGGCAUCUCAUCGGCCAUCAAGGGAUUGAGUGUCGGAGAGCAAGUGAACGCAUUAUUCGAUGGACUGACCAUUGUCACAAUCCAUGGAAAGAAUGGCCGCGUGUAUUGGUUUGUCAUACAGAAGUUGGACAAGAAAUACACUUAUCCUAACUGCCCUCGCUACACGAAAAAUGAUACUUCAGUCGCAGCCGAGGAAUUGAGGAACAUAAAUUUCUACCGGGAUAUUACUUUUGGGCAAGUAUGGGAAAACCGGGAAACGGCUUCAAUGACAGUGUUAGAAGAGAACACCUUCGAAACUUGGUACCAUGGCCGAUUAGUUCUCCUGGGUGACAGUGUCCAUAAAAUGACCCCGAACAUUGGCCAGGGAGCGAAUAUGGCGAUCGAGGAUGCCGCAGCUCUGACAAACCUGCUGCGCAAUCUGGAGAAAUUACCGAGUACACUAUCCUCGGGUACUGCCCAGAUAGAGACAAUGUUGCGUCAAUAUCGCAGCCUUCGAUAUGAGCGGGUUGAAUCCAUCUACCGUGACUCACGGUUCCUGGUCCGCUUUCAAGCUCGAGAUGGCCUGCUGAAUAUUCUUCUCAGUCGAUACUACGCACCCUACGCAGGGGAUCUACCGGCCGACAUGGCGUCCAAAACCAUUGCUGAUGGAGUUAUGUGUGACUUUCUACCUCCUCCAACGCGCAGUGGUGAUGGAUGGAAACGAUAUAGAAGAAAUAGUCGGCUUCGCGGCUGGAGGUUUCAAGCCAUGCUGUAUAUUAUUAUGCUUGCUAUCCUGUAUACUUGGAUUUGGAGAGAAAACCUGGACUCAAUAUCUCUAUCUGGGCUACCUGAUGGGCUGCACUGCGAGUACACCGGAUUCACUCCUCUGGAUCAAUUCCUGACAGCAUGCAAUGUAUUCUUCUGGCCAGUAUUCCAAGGAGAGGUACCUAACUUGUCGCUAUAUGGAGUGGCAUUCGCUAGUGCCGUGAUACCAAUGUGGUUGGUGAUCGUGGUCGAGACACAUCGAGGAAGACGUCCCGUUGCUGCAUUGAUGGAGUUAGCUUUUCUAGCCGGUCCACUGGUCCAAUGUCUUGGCCCAGGACUUGUGAUUCCUGCGAUUUUGUCGAGAUUCCAUGUACCAACUCAUGACACCAAGCUGCAUUUUGGACUCGAUAUAGGCUUUUACCCGUCCUCAAUGAUCAUUGCAUACAUUCUCCCACUUGUAUUUGCUGCAUCACCCACCCUGGGUGUCACUGCAUAUGAAACAAAGCAGAAAUUGAUCGCAGCUUGGCAGGGUUGGCCUGUUUACGCCUCACUUAUCAUGUUGAUCAUCCGUUAUCUGCGCCCUAUGCGAUGCUCAGAAGAUUGGCAGUUGAGGAUAGCGUGUGCCUUUGCUUUUGCAUGUUCCACUGCUGGACAUCUGGCAUUUCUGUGGUUUGCCAGGGCCAAGACGGCCUCAUAUCACGUCUUUUUUCCACCGGCUCCCUGGAGGGAACUGCAGGUGACGAAUAUUGAGGCAGGCGUGCUGCAAUUCCUCCAAUGGGACUAUACGUUAUCUGCAUUGGCGAUGCUAGUGUGGACAGUUGCCUCCUACAGCCAGGCAACCGGACGAAGAAAUUGCCAGUCUUCUUGGAUUUUACUGACUGCCGGAAUGGCCGGAGUGAUCUUGCUGGGGCCUUGCAGUGUGGCUAUGGUGCUGUACUGGAAGACAUUGACGUCGGUUACUGAGAAAGGGCACUGUUAUCGGAGGCUGGAUUUGAAGAGCUUCCGAACAUUUCGUGCUGAGCCGAAUCUUGCACCACGCACGACUAGGCCGAGUAAGGAGCCACACCAUAGACCAAACCAGGGCGUUGAUCCCUAUGAGACGAUCAUUCGUGCUCCGUUAGACUACCUACUUUCCAUCCCUGGAAAAGACAUUCGAGGCAAAUUAAUCGCUGCUUUCAAUGAAUGGCUUCAACUACCAGACGAAAAUCUUGCCAUUGUCAAGGAAGUGAUUAAUUUGCUACACACCGCAUCAUUACUCAUUGAUGAUAUCCAGGAUGGAUCGCGGCUUCGUCGGGGUCGCCCUGUGGCUCAUGAAGUUUUUGGCGUGGCUCAAACCAUUAACGCGGCAAACUAUGCAUAUUUUUUGCAACAGGAAAGACUCAGCGAGAUCGGUGACCCACGCGCAUUUCAUAUCUUCACCAACGCCCUCCUAGAUCUGCAUCGGGGCCAAGGAAUGGAUCUCUACUGGCGUGAUGCGGUAGUGUGUCCGACAAAGGAGGACUACAUCCGGAUGGUGACCUAUAAGACCGGAGGGUUGUUUCGACUAGCAUUGGAAUUGAUGCAGAUUCAAAGCAAGUCAACCACGGACUUCUCCGAACUUAUCGAGCUAUUGGGUAUCAUUUUCCAAAUUCGUGACGACUACAUGAAUCUACAAAGUGGGCUUUACGCUGAGAAGAAAGGGUCGAUGGAAGAUUUGACGGAGGGCAAGUUCUCUUAUCCAGUCAUUCACAGCGUCCACGCAGCACCUGGGAAUACAGAGCUCGUCGAUAUCCUCAAGCAGCGCAGUGAGGACGACGCGGUCAAACUUCGUGCUGUGCAGUACAUGGAGUCAACGGGAAGCUUCCAGUAUUGUCGUGAAACUUUAGCUCAGCUAACGAAGCAAGCACGCAGUCAUGUUAAAGAGUUGGAGAUGUCAUUGGGUCCAAACAAGGAAAUUCAUGGUAUUCUCGAUUUGCUUCACGUCCCGACAUCCAAUGAGAAACCUACUGCUUGA
Molecule: messenger RNA, 3303 nt
Organism: Penicillium subrubescens
Lineage: Eukaryota; Fungi; Ascomycota; Eurotiomycetes; Eurotiales; Aspergillaceae
Product: FAD/NAD(P)-binding domain-containing protein
Exons: 9
Coding region: 1-3303 (1100 amino acids)
Biological process (GO): isoprenoid biosynthetic process
Molecular function (GO): FAD binding
Source: RefSeq, a predicted model, not a curated record